Messenger RNA from Oppia nitens, 1978 nucleotides. Its product is annotated as homeobox protein homothorax-like. Bases 411 to 1832 code for a protein of 473 amino acids. Gene Ontology annotation, molecular function: DNA-binding transcription activator activity, RNA polymerase II-specific; RNA polymerase II cis-regulatory region sequence-specific DNA binding. The transcript is spliced from 11 exons. Gene Ontology annotation, biological process: positive regulation of cell population proliferation; embryonic pattern specification; eye development. The record is from RefSeq and is a predicted model, not a curated record. Lineage: Eukaryota; Metazoa; Arthropoda; Arachnida; Sarcoptiformes; Oppiidae.
UAUGCGAGUUAAGUGAUUAUACAUCACUAGAAUAUAGUAUUCAUUUAGAGAUUCAUUGAAAUUGUCGGCCGAAAAAAGUUUCUAUAAAUUCAUUAAUAACUAUCGGAAUUAAAAUGAAAAAUAUAUAUUAAUAAUGAUAUUGAUGUUAAAUUGGUGAUGAUUAUUUCUAUUAUUUCAAUAAAAUAAGCAGCUGGUACAAUUGUUUGGAUUAUUUAUUGUGGAUUAUUUUAUGUGUUGUUCCCCGUGUGCUAUAUAUGUGCUCUACCAGAGUGUGUGAUUGAGUGACAAACGGAUAUUACAUACAGGCGUUCAAUUAGUUCUCAAUAUAUUAGUGUAUAUAUAUCUGGGAAAUAUUGUGUUAUAAUUAUUAUUACAAUUUUAAACUACUGACCCAUCAAUCGGCUCAUCAAAUGGAGAGCCCUUAUGAUAGUCAUCUUCAGCAUCCCAUGCAAUCACUAAAUUAUGGCUCACAUAUGAAUCACGGCCCACACGGGCCCACAAUGAGCCAUCACCAGUACCCCUCAAAUCAUAUGACCAAUCAUGUCAUGGGUACGGUGCCCGACGUCCACAAGCGGGAUAAGGAUGCCAUUUACGGUCACCCACUGUUCCCAUUGUUGGCCCUCAUCUUCGAGAAGUGUGAAUUAGCCACUUGUACUCCAAGAGAGCCCGGAAUCGCUGGCGGAGAUGUCUGCUCUUCAGAGUCUUUCAACGAAGACAUUGCUGUCUUUGCCAAACAGAUUAGACAAGAAAAGCCAUAUUAUGUACCAAACCCUGAAUUAGAUAGUCUUAUGGUUCAAGCAAUACAAGUGCUAAGGUUUCACUUAUUAGAGUUAGAAAAGGUGCAUGAGUUGUGCGACAAUUUUUGUCAGCGAUAUAUAAGUUGUCUAAAGGGAAAAAUGCCCAUUGAUUUGGUCAUCGAUGAAAGGGAUACGAAACCGGGAGAUUUGGGUGACAAUAACAACAGCUCCAGCAAUGGAAGUGGAGGUCCUGGUCCUGGUAUGGGAGGUGCAAGUAAUGGUGGUCGUGGCGGUAGUGCCGACCCGGGACAUCAUUCAGACAGUGCAUCGACACCGGAUCAUCAGCGCCCACCUUCUCAGUCAUUUAACUCAUUUGGAGGCCACGGCGUUCACGACGAUGUCAGAUCACCAACAGGUUCUACUGGAACUCCCGGUCCUCUAUCACAACAACCCAGUUCACAGCAAAGUACUGACAACAACAGUGAAGCCGGAUCAUUCAUGGGUGACGCCAGUAUUGGAUCGGGUGAUGGAACCGGUGAAGAUGAUGACGACGACCGAAGCAAAAAGAGACAAAAGAAAAGAGGAAUUUUCCCAAAAGUUGCCACAAAUAUCAUGAGAGCCUGGCUUUUCCAACACUUGACUCAUCCCUAUCCAAGUGAAGACCAAAAGAAACAGUUGGCUCAGGACACAGGACUGACUAUACUUCAAGUUAAUAAUUGGUUUAUAAACGCCAGAAGACGUAUUGUUCAGCCUAUGAUAGAUCAGUCCAACAGAGCAGAUUUGGGCGGAUCUAUUGGUAGUGCCGGUGCUGCUUACAGUCCCGAUGGUGGCAUGGGAUACAUGAUGGAUGGCAGCCAACAGUUCAGGCCACCAGGAAUGCAAGGCUGUGGUGACGCCUCAAUGGGAAUGGCCGGACAUAUGGGAGGAAUGGGUGGCUAUUCUCCAUUUAAUCCGCAAUUAAGAUCACCUGUAUUACCCGGACACCCUCAUGCAGCUAUGAUGAUGGCACAUGGACCUAUGGGACAUUCAGGUCUACCACAGGGUUCGCCAUAUGACGGUUCAGGUCAACACAUUAUGGACAUUCAUGCGAGUUAAACAACAAUUAUUAAUACAAUGAGAAACACUAACAUUUGUGUUAAUGACACAAACUAUUGAAGAAAAUUUUGUUCAAUAAAUUCAAUAAUAAUAUUAUAUAUUGAUUUUUAUGAACAUCAAUAAGAUUACGAAAUAAUGGAAAAUUG